UGAGCAUGCCCGAGCUGUCGUUUGUUGUCAGGGAGAAAGCAGACAGAAGAAAAAGCAACCCAUCAGAGCCACACUUGAAACCAGCCGUGCAACACUGCCGGCUAGACAAUAGACAUACACGUUUCUAAUUAAAAACCUUUGUAUUCAUUGACUUGCUUGAUGUGUAGGUUUCCUAGUGUGGGUAUUUUGUGAUGCUUUGUUGAGGCGUUGACACGUAGACCUGGUUUAUAGCCUCUCCCUCAUCUUCAGCAGGUUGCCAUGGAGAUGACUUUGCUAAUGGACCCCUGAAGAUGAACACUGCCUUCCUAUUGGUUUUCUUCAACCGAUUUUGACCUCCUCAAACCAAGCCUCCUAUUUUCUCGGACCACACCUGGCUGGAAUGGACGGAUGUGGAAGGGGGAACUCACUAAAGCAGUAUCUAUGAACAGUAUGAGCAUCUUUGAGCAAUUCUGGAGCGACGAGGACUCGGAUGGGAACAGCGAUGGUGAGGAAUUCUUCUACGGAGCGCAGGGGCAUUAUGCAACUGACCUGAGUCGGCACCCUCAACUGGAUAAAGAUGUUGGUGCAGUGAAAGACAUCUAUUCUGAAAGUGCCAUUUCUGUAAGGGAGUAUGAAACCAUUGACGAUGUUGACAUCGACCUACACAUUAAUGUCAGCUUCCUGGAUGAGGAGGUGGCAUCAGCAUGGAAGGUCAACAGAACAGAGCCGAUCAUUUUACGCCUUCGUUUCUCACUUUCACAGUAUUUGGAUGGAUCAGAACCUACAGUGGAGGUUUUCCAACCAACUUGUAAAGAUGGCUUUAGUCUUGGAGUCCAGCUUAAAAGAAUUCUCAGCAUGUUUAUAUCCAAUCAAUGGAAGAAUCUCAGUAAUGAGUUCCUGAAUGCACAACAGAGGAAGAGACACAGCUGGUUCAAGGCUGGAGGAACCAUUAAAAAGUUCAGAGCUGGACUCAGUAUCUUCUCACCGAUAACUAAGUGUUCCAGUGUUCCUCUGAUCCAGGGCCCUGAGGUGAAAGUAAGAUCCGCAAGCCAGGAUUUGAGAGUUACCCGUCUGAUGAGCCGCUCCAUGUCCUGCUCCAAAGGAGAUCUGCACACUUCCAGCCCAGUCGGGCAGAGUGUGGCUGACCCUGGCUCACGAUCCACAGUGCAAAUCACCACCAGGCAGCUCAUCCAACUUUUCUUUUCCUCCCAAGCUCUAAUCCACUGCAAGAGCAUUCCAACCCUAGAAUAUGGUUUCCUCGUACAGGUAAUGAAAUAUUCAGAACAAAGAAUCCCCACCCUGAAUGAUUAUUGUGUGGUCUGCGAUGAGCAGCACGUCUUUCAAAAUGGGUCUAUGCUAAAGCCUGCUGUUUGUACAAGAGAGCUGUGUGUGUUCUCCUUCAACACUCUUGGUGUGAUGUCAGAUGCUGCAGAAGAUGUAGCAACAGGAGCUGAGGUAGUGGACCUGCUGGUGGCGAUGUGUCGUUCUGCCCUGGAAUCUGUCCGUAAAAGUAUCAUCUUUGACCCUUAUCCUUCUGUCGUUGAUCCUCAUGAUCCCAAAGCUCUGGCUUUUAACCCAAAGAAAAGAAGUUACGAGCGUCUACAGAAAGCACUGGACAGCAUCACGUCGAUCCGAGAAAUAACACAAGGACCUUAUGUCGAGAUAAAGAAGCAGAUGGAUAAAAUGGACCCCCUCGCUCAUCCUUUGCUGCAGUGGAUUAUAUCCAGCAAUCGGUCUCACAUUGUCAAGCUGCCCUCUAGCAGGCAACUCAAGUUUAUGCACACCUCCCAUCAGUUCCUGCUCCUCAGCAGUCCUCCUGCAAAAGAAGCUCGAUUCCGCACUGCUAGAAAACUCCACGGCAGCACGUUCGCUUUUCAUGGUUCUCAUAUUGAAAACUGGCACUCCAUUCUACGAAAUGGACUUGUAAAUGCAUCCUACACAAAACUGCAGCUGCACGGUGCGGCCUAUGGGAAGGGCAUCUACCUCAGCCCCAUCUCCAGCAUCUCAUUUGGAUACUCAGGAAUGGGAAAGGGACAGCACCACAUGCCUACUAAAGAGGAAUUAGUACAGCACUACAACCGGGUCAAUACUGUCUUACCGCAGUGCCGACCCGUACAAUCGAGAUUUCUUCAGAGUCGCAAUCUAAACUGUGUCGCUUUGUGUGAAGUGAUAACGUCCAAAGAUCUCCAGAAACAUGGAAAUAUUUGGGUUUGCCCGAUUUCUGAUCACGUCUGCACACGGUUCUUUUUUGUGUAUGAGGACGGACAGGUAGGAGAUGCUAAUAUCAACACACAGGACGUUCGGAUACAGAAAGAGAUAUUGCGUGUGAUUGGAGGACAGUCAAGCUGACUUGAUUUGCUUCAUCACUGUGACGUUUUGAAAAACUUUUGAACUGAUCAGAAGAAGGAAUUACCUCAAACUAGAUGCUGAACUUCUGUUAGGUUUGUCUUACAAGAAAAGAAGGAAGAACCAUUUUGUAACUUUUUGAUAAGCAUUUUAUUAAGUUAUUUCUAAUUUAGUCUCUAUUUAUCUCCUGUUUGCUGCUUUUUGUUUAUUGUAUGUUAUGAAAAGUGAUAUGUUAGCCUUAAUUUAUGGAAGUUUAAAAGGAUCGUUCUCGUUACAGCCACAUGGGGGCUCUAUUUCCCAAGCAAAACAUCAAAAUGACAAGGAAAUAUAUCAGAAAAAAUGCAUUAAUGUCUUACCUAAUGUUUACAUCUACAGUUAUGGAUAAUUUCCAGCUAUUGUGUGUAUACUAAAAUAAUACAAAAUAGAACACAUGCAAAAAUAUAAAUCUGAUUUAUUAAUGAGAAUGUUGUGACGUAACGGCAAGUCGGUUAUCAUUUUAACUAGUGAAAAUUGAAUUGUUGAUUCAUAUUCUGAGAAUGAUUUAAAAAUUAAAUCGGCUUGCAAUACAUGCCAUCUGUUAUGGAUUUAACCCUUGUCACGUGAAAUGUUAUAGACUGGUAAAAGAUGGCAUAGUGUUUUGUGCGCUCUAUAAGCCAACAGGGAGAUUGACAAUAAAUGACAAAAAUUAUGUUACAGGCCAGGCCUAGAAAGGUGUAGACUUUUGAUUUUGUCUGCAAAUCAAAUCCAAUAUAUGUGAUGUAAAUCUGAAGAAGAUUUAAAACUAAGAUUUGUUGUCUGUUGAAAGGGGGCUUGCGGGUUUUAUAACGCUCACAUUUGUAUGUUGGCACUUUUUUCAAUAAAUGUACAGCAUGUGACUGAUGUGAUUCUAUGAAGAUAA
Molecule: messenger RNA, 3223 nt
Organism: Misgurnus anguillicaudatus (oriental weatherfish)
Lineage: Eukaryota; Metazoa; Chordata; Actinopteri; Cypriniformes; Cobitidae
Gene: parp6b
Product: poly (ADP-ribose) polymerase family, member 6b
Molecular function (GO): NAD+ poly-ADP-ribosyltransferase activity
Source: RefSeq, a predicted model, not a curated record